Molecule: messenger RNA, 420 nt
Organism: Cygnus atratus (black swan)
Lineage: Eukaryota; Metazoa; Chordata; Aves; Anseriformes; Anatidae
Product: protein shisa-like-1
Exons: 4
Coding region: 1-420 (139 amino acids)
Source: RefSeq, a predicted model, not a curated record
AUGCCGGGUGGGCUCCUGCUCCAGCUGCUCCUCGCUGCUGCUCUGUACCCUGGCAUCCUCGGGACAGCCUCGGUGCAGAACCUGCACCUCUGCGAGGGCUACGCGGGCCCCGACGGCCGCUACCACCCCGGCUUCUACUGCCCGCGCCUGACGGACCCGGCCACGCACCGGUACUGCUGCCGGCCCGGCCCCCACGCCCUCAAGUCCUGCUGCUCCCAGGGGGCCGUGGAGGCCCUCACCGGGGUGAACCUCUCCAGCCUCCCCGUGCCUGGCCUCCUCCGGAACCCGCUGGCCCUGCCCUUCGUGGGGCUCUACGGGCUCCUCGUCCUCGUCCUCAUGGCCCUCGACCUCGUCCACUUCUACCGCACCAAGCGCUGCAGCCUCGCCCCGGCUCCCCGCGCUCCCGGGGGGGAGGCGUAG